ACUGCCGCUCUAACCUUUCCCUUGUGUGACCUUGAUCCCAGUCAAAGAACUUUGUUUGACAGGCCAGUAAGCUCUUUGCAUGGCAGGGCGUGUGAGUCAUUCUACACACUUCUCGAUGGUAACCAGUCUGAAGGAAUUGGAAACAUUGCCGGCCGUACUAUCCUUCAUACCAUUCUUCACUCGCUUCAACGCAUCACGUUUGACGAGGACCCCCUCAGGUUGCUUCUGCUUGAGACGACUUAUCAACCAUUCAUCUCGCUAUUACACUGAUGGAGAUGCUAACCAUGCAUCCGCCCUUGCAUUUGAGCUUCUUCGUGGACCUCCACCUGAACUGCACGAAUUCCUCCGCAUCAAGUUCAAGAACGGGACCAAUGAAGAUUUCCAGACUUAUCCCAUCUUCGGUCACAAAGGAGACCUUGCGGUAACAGAAUUCUUGUAUCGCCUUGAGAACUUUGCUAUCUCGAGCCAAAAACAAUGGGAAUCUGCAUGUGGAAUCAAUCACGGCUACUUCGGUAUCAUGUCUGGUGCUGAGAACAUUAACAUGCUGCUCGCUGCCUUUUCAACAUUCAUGCUCGCUGGGGUGUUUGCUCUAUCGUGGUUCAAGCGGAGGCGGAGCACAUCUGUUCCUGUUCCUGUUGUGCAUGUUGUUAACAGCGAGAAGGGGAGACUUUCGCCCCAGUGAGCUUGGUGUGAGGCGGAUAGGUGAUAUGGGUGUCAUUUUUCAUUUUUCUGCAUUUGUUUAGAUCAACGGUCUUUGUUUUACUUGGACUAUGUUUUCAUUACAAUUUUGAAUCUGCAAGAUAUUGCAGGCCUGCUUGUCGCUACGCAUAAGCGA
Molecule: messenger RNA, 835 nt
Organism: Suillus clintonianus
Lineage: Eukaryota; Fungi; Basidiomycota; Agaricomycetes; Boletales; Suillaceae
Exons: 7
Coding region: 80-682 (200 amino acids)
Source: RefSeq, a predicted model, not a curated record